AUUAGACAUAGUAUUUACAAACAAAGAGAGAAACUCUUUGUAACCAUUUUGUAGCUCGGUUGUGUUCCAGUAACAUGUGGCUUGCUGAUGCAAAGGUUAUUGUGUACUUCAUCUACAAGUGCAGUAAUUUUUUCAUUUCCUCAUGUUCUAGUGAUGUUCUAGAGAAUGCUUGUCCAUGGCUUCCAAUGCCUUCCUCUUGUUUCUGUGGUUUUGCAGGCUCCUUGUCUUCGGCAUUCCAUAAGGAACACGAUUCACUCGUGCCCGUACAAGGCAAACUGUUUUUGUGUAGUCAGUGCGGCUAUGUGAACAAAAAAAGAGGGCUCAUGCGAACACACCUUCGCAAACACUGGGCAAGCGCCCCUUCCAGUGCCACCUGUGCCCAGCUGCAUAUACUCAGAAAGGGAACCUCAAUGCCCACAUGCGCACCCACACAGGGGAGCGUCGCUUUUCCUGUGACUGCUGCAGUGCAUCGUUCUCAAAGAAACAGUCCCUUGUGGAUCACAUGCGCACUCACACAGGCGAUUGUCCAUUUUCCUGUGACCAGUGCAAUGUGUCGUUUGCAAAGAAGACCAGUUUCACUAGGCACAUGAACACACACAAAAUAGCGUCCAUUCUUCUGUUGCCACUGCAAUGCAUCUUUUUUAUGAAAACAACAGCUUGUAAACCACGUGUACCAUCAUCAUACAAGAAAGUCAAGAUAAAAAGUUCCUUGUCUUCGGCAUGCCAUGAGGAGUACCAUUCGCUCGUGUCUGUACAAGGCGGACUGCAUUCGUGUCUUAUGUGUAGCUAUGCGACCAAGGUAAAAGGACACAUGCAAGUACACCUUCGCAAGCACACGGGAGAACGCCCUUUCCAGUGCCACCUAUGCCCAGCUGCAUUUUCUCUGAGAGCAACCCUCGUUGAUCACAUUCGCACCCACACGGGAGAGCGUCCCUUUUCCUGUGACCGCUGCAGUGCGUCGUUUGCACUAAAGAAGACCCUCGUGAAGCACAUGCGAACCCACACGCGAGAGCGUCCGUUUUCCUGUGAGCAUUGCUCUGCAUCAUUUUCACGAAUGACGAACCUCAUAAGGCACAUGCACAGCCACACAGGAAACCGUCCCUUUUGUUGUGACCACUGCAGUGCAUCUUUCGCACUGAAAAAGACCUUCGUGAACCAUAUGCGCAUCCACACAAGAGAGGGUGCCUAUUCUUGUGACCACUGCAAUGCGUCCUUCUCUCAGCAAAACCGCCUGACGGACCACAUGUCUCGUUAUCAUGAAGACAAGAAGCCAUAAAAUUUGAGUGCUUUACUGACCUUCUGUAAGGGGGGAAGCAUAUCAGGGUGAAGAGAGCUCGUUGAUCAGAAGUGACAGUGAAAGAGUAGUUCGAGGUUUGGAAAGUCUCUUUGUUCAGCAAAUGAUAAUGGCGCGAAUUCUUGGGAGGAAAGGCAAGUGGUAGAAAAGAGUGCAAAGGAGAGGCCACCUUCUUGAGAUAGUAUUCACACUAGCGUGCACUACUUUUGGGUAAGGGUCCCUUAUGAGAUCUGUUGAGUGGGUACAGGCUUUCGAACUAUGUGCCGCUGAAGGGUUGAAGAAAGAUAUCUCCCCAUUCAUAAAACUAGAAACAGCAAUUUUCUAAUUAUGUGUCUGGUAAUCUACAUAUUAAGCUAUGGUGGCAGUGCUGAUGGUUUGUUCACAUUAAUUUGUUUUCCUUGAUGUCAUGAUACUGCAUAAUGAAUAUAAACUACAAGUAAUGAAUUAUGAGGCAUUUUAUUGGCUAGCCUGCUCCCACAUUUGUCUUGCGAAUCAUUCGAAUGGCUUGUAGUUUGGACAACAAUAUUUAGGUAUUUGUAUUCAUAUAUGUUUGACAUACUGCAAACCUCAUAUUGAAAAUAUUUGUCAGGAAGGAGAAAAAAAUAAAUAUAAUAAAGUCACUACUACAGAAGCAUACUAGUACUCAUUCAAAAUACUAGUACAGACUUUUGAGUAAGAGUGUGAUGGUAAAAAAUUUACAUUUAUAAAUGAGAACACCUAAAUAUAUAUCACUCAUACAGUCAUAUCAUACUUAGAGGUAUAAGGAUACGAUCAUACCCAGAUAUAUUCUAGACUUACAAAAAAGAAGUUUGCUCAUUCUAGUGGAAUUUUGUGAAGCCUAUGUGGCUUUUUUUUUUUUCAGCACCACAGGGAACUGUAAUGGCACACUCAGGACAUUGCUAUGUCGUCGAAGAUUGGCCAAUAUAAAACAGCCAUUACAAAGCACCAUUUAAUUUUCUAUUCUGGAAGGACAGAUUUCAUUGCCAAGCUUUUCUGUAAUCUUGUUGAAAAACCUUGAUAUAUCAGUGUCUUAAAAAACAUGUUUUAAAAUUAAAUAUUUAAUAGGAUACUUUCUAAAUUCAAUAAAUAUUCAAUUUAUUUGAAUAGCAAAAAAAAUGGGCCCUAAGAUAAUUUCGGAUACUUGAGCACACAGAGUGCGCGCAUUUUGUUACAGACAAUUCCAUUACUCUGAGCCACCACAAUAAGAACGUGCGGCUGAGGGAGAAGCUACACUCAAAAAGAUAUGAAUACACUAAAGUAGUCCUGUAUUUACAACCAAGUUGUAAGGCUGGUAAAUCUUUUUCUUCUUAUCUCAUUUCUAGUUUUCUUUUCGGAUGAAAUUUUUCUAGUUACAUUUUAUUUCAUAUGCUUCAUGUAUCACCAUAUAGGUACUUCGAUGCACAUUAAAGUGUGAUGAUUAGCUUGAUGGUCUAAUGCUAAGUAGUGUGAUGUCACAAAUGAAAAUAAAUUUCGUGAUUUAA
Rhipicephalus microplus (southern cattle tick) is the source of this 2775-nucleotide messenger RNA. RefSeq lists its product as uncharacterized. The record is from RefSeq and is a predicted model, not a curated record. Gene Ontology annotation, molecular function: DNA-binding transcription factor activity; RNA polymerase II cis-regulatory region sequence-specific DNA binding. Lineage: Eukaryota; Metazoa; Arthropoda; Arachnida; Ixodida; Ixodidae. Gene Ontology annotation, biological process: regulation of transcription by RNA polymerase II.